This is a messenger RNA of Aspergillus eucalypticola CBS 122712, 5396 nucleotides long. RefSeq lists its product as uncharacterized. The transcript is spliced from 2 exons. The coding region runs from base 1 to 5328 and encodes 1775 amino acids. Gene Ontology annotation, biological process: mitotic cell cycle. The record is from RefSeq and is a predicted model, not a curated record. Lineage: Eukaryota; Fungi; Ascomycota; Eurotiomycetes; Eurotiales; Aspergillaceae.
AUGGCUCGCGCAGCAGUCAUCCCACAGUCGCCGCCCAAGCGGACGACGCGCACACGAACUAAGGGAUCGACGACCACUACAUCUGCUAAAGCUGCGCCCAAAACGACAAAAGCCAGGGCACCUAGCUCUGCCACCGAAGCGAGGAAAAGAGGCGGCCGGACAACAGCAACAGCAAGCAGACCAGCGGACGAAGAUGCAGAGGAGUCGACAGACGAUGAGAUUGGCAUGUUCUCUGAAAGGAAAACAACGACGGUAGCGAAACCUAAAGGCCGACCUACGACUAAACCCACAACUACCACAACUAGUCGUGGUAGGAAGGCCACGCCCACAACAAACGCGGAUUCGGGCAGCGACAACGAUGACGAGCUUGCUCAGUCGGACGCUCCAAAGAAGCGCGCUGGGAGACCGAGGACCAAGCCUGCGACGCCCGCAAAGACCGAAACCGUCCCAAAGACGCGAGGACGGCCGAAGGGUUCUACAGCAACAAAGUCGGCCAAGCCAGUCGAUCCUGUGAAGGAAAACACGCGACUGAAUGCGAAAGGUUUCACCGAUAUCGAUUUCUCUUCCUCGCAGGAAGCGCCCAAACGUGUGUAUAUUGCGACGAACUCUACGACAGCGAGAUCGAAUAUGCUGCGUGGACCGGCGAAGAAGAAGAAGGUUACAUUCCAGGAUCCGUCCGAAACUGCAGAAGAAGACAUGAGCGAGCCAUCUCCCCCGCCGGCUGCUGGAAGGCGACGAGGGACGAUUGGGCCUGGACGUCAGGCAGGUCUUGCGUCCAAGCCGGUUCGCAAACCUGCAGCGACCUCCGCUAAGGGCCGGAAGCCGGCGACGGCCAAGAAGGAGGGUCCUAAACCUCUUUCGCCGAAGAAGGCAACGCAGGUCGCCAAAGCGCUUUCGUCGUACGCCGACUCGGAUGGAGAGGACGAUGAGCUGAGCGGCGAUAAAGAUCAGGUCAAGUUUGUUGUCAACUCACCCCCCAAACACGGAUCAGAAAAUACCGGCCUUAGUUCACCAGUGAAGAGAAUCAAUAUCACUGGAAAGUUCCGGAAAUCUCUCGACGAGAAUGGCGAGCCUCUGCCUGGUCCUAGACGAUCGAUCGACUUCAAUGAUACACUCCUUAUGUCCAGCCCUGCUCGUCGACCACCCCCCUCACCUUUCAACUUCUCAAUGAGAGAAACACCCAAGCGUGGAGCGUUCGCUCCACGCGAUGAUCACAAGUCGUUAUCACAACCCCAUCUCUCCCCAACACACAACUCACCGCUCAAAUUGUCGCCCAGGAAGGCACACUUGGAGACUCCGAAGCGAGGAAGCGUCUUUUUGGACAGUGGCAAGCCGUUGUCGCAACCCAACUUUACCCCAGGGCACAAUUCCCCUCUCAAGGCGUCACCCAGAAGGGGCCUAUUCGGGGCGUCGUUCACGUCACAGGCCCACGCCGAAUCCACGUCGACCCCAUUGAGACACAGUGUAUCUUUCCUUCAAAGCCCGGCAAAAAGGAUUGCGUCGCCAUUCAAAAGCUCGUUGUUUGCAAGCAGAAGCCCCAUAACCGAGGAUGUCCAGGUUGACAUCAGUGAUGUGGAAGAACCUACUACCCCUGACGUCGAUGAAUCGCCGCUUAGAAUGACCGAAUUUCAGGAAGUCAGGGAUGCUGAAAGUGAAGACGAGCAGGUUGAUGACGAUUUCCCUGAGGGAGUCAAAGAUAACGAUGCGACCAAGGAAAUCGAUACGAAAUCCCCAGCCGCUGCAGAAGAGUCCGACGAAGAUACUCUGCACAAAGAGUUUGAUCGGGAGCAGACCAUAGAGUAUGAAGAGGAAUACACGGGAAAUGCGGCUGAGGAUGUCACGACGCAUGAGGAGCAUAUUGAAAGUGACGUUCGCAAUGACCAGCAGUCUGAAGAGCCUGCUCACGAGUUGGUCGAGGCCACUGAGGAGUCUAUGGAGGAGUCUGAAGAAGACUUCAAGGACGAUGCCAUGGAGGAACCUGCUGGUGAGCUAGUCGGGUCUACAGAGGAGCCCAUUAAGGAGCCCGAAAACGAGCAUAUGGAGGAGCCUAUGGAAGAAUACACGGAGGAGAUGGCCGAAGAAUCUGUUAGUGAUCCGACCGAGCAUAUCGAUGAGCCUGUGGAGGAACCCAUGGAAGAAGUCGCCGAUGAGUCAGUGGAGCCACCCAUGGUGGAGACCGAGGAGUCUGUCGAAGCAGGAGUGACUGAGCCUGCCGAGGAAUCCUCUGAACCUCCCAUCAAAGAGCUCGUUACCGAGCCUGACGCUGAACUUGUCAGGGAACCGGAAGCUGAGCAGACCUACCCAACGGUUGAAGGUGAAGAGACUGGCGAGAUGAGUAACGAGCAUGAAGCUCAGGAGAACGCCACCGAGUACGCUGAAGAUAGUCCAGAGCUCGAUGCUGAGGUUUCCGUCCCCGACACUAGAGAGGACACCGUGGAAAUGGAAGAUAUUUCCGUUUCCCUGCCCAAGGACUUUAGCCCGUCAAACCGCAGUGAGACGCGCGAGUCUAUCGUUGAAGAAGAGCCUUCAGCCGGGUACGACCAAGGGGGUGUUGAGCAACCCGAGCAUGAGGCAGAAGAGCGCACUGAGACAACGGACUCGGCAACUGAAACUGCUCCAGGCCCAGCCAACACAGGACUAAGAAGCAGCUUGGUUGAAGGCCUUGAGGAUGUCUUCGUCGAACGCGCAGCACCCCCUGAGCCUGUCAAUGAUGACCGUGAUGGCUCGGAGACGGAGGACGACCCGGAUAUGCUGGAGGCGGCCGACGAAGAGAAUGCUGCAGAUGCUUUUGACGACUUUGACGACGUGGACGACCAGUACACAUUCGAUGACAGCGAACCAACGCUCGUGGGGUUCGAACCGACCGAGCGGAUCCCACCUAACCUCGUUCCCAUUCAGCCAUACGAAGUCGAAGAAGCGGAAGAUCCUUUCAGCCCUUCGCGUCAGGCUCAGAACGCCUCCAGGCGUGUUCUUUCGCCCGUUCGUAUCCUUGAAAGCCCUAUCAGGCGAAGCCCUAUCAGGCGAAGCCCUAUCAGGCGCAGCGCGAGGAAUGCUCCUACACCUGCAGCAGCCAUGGACAAUGGGACGCAAAACAAUGCCGACCUCUCGGACCCAUUCGUUGAGCACAGUCGUGCAACACCUCGUCGUAGAUCUACUCGAGGACUACUUUUCGAUAACGCCCCUCGUUUCACACCACUGGCGCAACAGUUUAGACAGUGGAAAUCUAACAGCCCUGAGAAGGCGCAGGCGACGCGACCACGGAGGGGAAUCUUCUCUUUGGGAGGCCGCAGGAGGUCUAGCAACGUUACUAGUACUUCUGAGGUUUUAUAUCCUGAUGUAUCCAGGCAGGCAGAAGCUUCAUCGUCUAAGCCGCAAACUUCGCAGCAAGAGCGGGAAGAUGUCGAUGUGCCUGAGGUUGCUGGAAUUGAAGAGCAGGAGCCUGAAGAAAAUGCCGAGCCAGCCCACGAGGAGACUCCAAUGCCUGUUUCGCCUGCUGCGCAGGAACAGAGUGAGGAUGUCGACGUCCCGGAGAACGAUGAGGAUCAGGAGCAGGAAGCGGAACCGAUCGCUGAGGAGCCAAAUCAACCUUCAUCAGCUGAGUUGCCAACUCCGCAAGAAGACUUGAAUGAUGUUGAUAUGUCUCUACCUGAAGAGCAAGAUCAGGAUCCGGAACCAGUUGAUGAGGAGCCAAGCCCGGAGAAGGCUUCAUUACCCAACUCGCCUAUUCUGGAGGAAGACAGUAAUGAUGCCGAUAUGCCUGCUAUACAUGAAGACGAGCCGUCACAGCCCAUUGGCGACAUGCCCAGCCAAAUGGAGGCUUUGCCGGCUGAACCUGACACUUUGCAGGAAACUGACAAGUCUGCUGAUAUUCCCGAAAUUUACGAAGACGAAGAUUCUGGUUCUCAGCAAGCUGGCGAUACUGAGACCUUCGAGGAGCCGUUGGAGCAGUCCGCAGAGGUAGUUGAGAGCAGCCAGGAGGCUGUGGCCGACGCAAGCGAGGAUAAGGAGAACAUGUACGCAGUGCCGUCCGUGCCUGACAGUCUCGCUUCUGAGUCGCAGCCAGACAAGGAAAGAGAGCUCGGGGAUAUUCCCAUUCUCGCACCUUCUACUCCGAUGAAAAACAGGAUUCCUGAGAUGCAGACUGUACACACGGUAUCUAAAGUUCCACUCAAGCCCGAAGGCCAGAUAUCGCCGUUGAAAAUGUCGCGCAAGCGUGGUCUUUCGCUCUCCGCCUCUUCCCCAGGGCGCUCCUCGAGACCCCGCAUGUCGGCAAUUGCACCCGUCGCGCGAAAUGUUCCCCAGCUCUCACCUCGCAAAUCGCCCCGGCUACAAAGAACCGCUUCGCGCCAGUCACUCGGCCAAUCGCAUACUCCUGAUACAGCGAGAAAACCCAAUGAGGCUCAAAGACCUGCACCGCCCAAGCGGCCCUCGUACUCUCCCAGCCCUAAGAAGAAGACGAAAACGCCUCGCACGAGCAUCAGUGCUCCCAAGCUGGCUCUACAGGGCUCUGUUGUAUAUGUGGAUGUGCACACAACCGAGGGAGAGGAUGCUAGUGGCAUCUUUAUUGAGCUUCUGCAGCAAAUGGGAGCCCGAUGCGUGAAGAACUGGUCGUGGAACCCUCGCGCCAGUGUUUCUCCAGAGGAAGGAACAGAGCCCAAGGAGGGCAAGGUGGGAAUCACCCAUGUCGUUUACAAGGAUGGAGGUGUCCGAACUUUGGAGAAGGUCCGACAUGCCAGAGGCCUUGUCAAAUGUGUCGGAGUCGGCUGGGUCCUUGACUGCGAACGUGAGAACAAAUGGCUCGAUGAGGCACACUACGAAGUCGACCUGUCUAUUAUCCCCCGUGGUGGUGCUAAGCGUCGCAAGAGCAUGGAACCACGCGCUUUGAGCAACGUCAAUGGCACUCUUGUCAAGACCGACGCGGCGAGUGCAUCUGCAAACCGCAGACGAUCUAGCCUUGCCCCUCCCAAAGAAUCCAUCCCCAGAGAUGCGACACCCUCUUCGCGUGAUGAGCCAUCUACCCCCGACGCCACUCCUAAGAUUGGCGCCGGUCACACGGAAGCAGACCAGCAGUACUGCCACACGCCCAAGACUCCGGGCUACACUCUUGACAUGGAUGCCAUUGGCAUGUCGCCAGCCACACCAUUCUACCUGUCACAGCGGACGAAGCUCGUGCAGCAGACCUGUCCUCCGAAGCAGACCCGCCAAGGUCUCUUUACCACGCCGGCUGCGGCACGCGAGCCGAACCAGAAGCUGCGGGCCAAAUUGGAGGCAGCUAGACGAAAGAGUAUGGCGUAUAAGCCGCGAGUGGGGAGUCCCCUUGUUGAGUAGAUUUUGGUUGAUUUUGUUUCGCACCGGAUUGGCUUGGUUUUUGCUCGAUUCCGGUUACUGGAUAUCUG